ACUCUCUCCCCCAUCCGCGCACGGUCACAGCUCGGCGCGCUGACUAAUUGUGUGAAAUUUCGGGGUCCGCCCGUUCCGAAUCGACCGCGUUCAUCACGAGAGCCGUUUUUUAUUUUAAUUCUUUUUUUAUCCUCCUCAGUGUCUGUGUGCCAACAAAAGGAUGCGGUGCGAGGCUGAACGGGUUGCAGCACGGUGAGCGAUGCGGGAGGGAGCGGGGAGGUGGUACCUCGCGCGGCGGCCCCUCCUCACGCGCCUGGCCGCCGCCGCUCUACUCAGCGGUACCUUCAGCUGCGUCUUCUUCAUCUACCUGACCGGAGAGAGGGAGUCCGCACUCUUCAAGGCGCUGAAGGGAGGAGGGAGAGGGCUGAAGACGUGGAACGGGUCCGAGACGCAAGGAGGGAAUGUCUUAAGGGAUGGAAGACAGGAGACGUGGCUGUCGUCCGGAGAGACAGAGAAGGGUAAGACAUGUGAGAAGAAGAAAGACUUUGUGUUCGUGAAGGUUCACAAGGCGGGAUCCACCACCACAGCCUGUAUCUUCCAACGGUUCGGCUACCGACAUGGGGCUACGUUUGUCUUACCAAGGAACCACAAGAGCGACAUCGGGUGGCCCGACCUGCUGAAGAUGGAGGACCUCAUUCCCUCGGCAGGGGGCGCUUUUAACAUCCUGACGGACCACAUCGUGUACGACCGGCGCCUCACCGACCACCUCAUGACCCCUCGCGCCGUCUACCUCACCAUCUUACGCCAUCCUCUCGACCAUCUCAAGUCUGUCUUCAACUGGUUCCACUUACCGCACGAGUACCAACUGGAACACUCUCACAACCCCAUCGCGACUUUUCUGGAAAAUCCGGAGAAGUACCAAGACCCUUACGUCACCAGCCGCCAACACAGGGAUCCGUUUUCCCUCACGAAAAACUUCAUGUCGUUCGAUCUAGGCUACCCCAUGGGGCUUACGGACGACCAGACAGCCAUUCAAAACUUCAUCAACCAGCUAGACAAAGAGAUGUUUCUAGUGUUAAUCUUAGAACACUACAUGGAGUCACUGGUUCUCCUGAAGAGGCUGAUGUGUUGGAGAAUACAGGAUAUAUUGUACGACCUGAAACCUAAAAACCAGAGACAGUACGCAUACAGGACAAUGGAGCUACCAGAAAAGUACAAGAAAAAGCACCAACAGUGGAGUAACGUAGAUUAUGCUUUGUACAAUCAUUUUAAUAAGUCUUUAUGGAACAAAAUCAGCCAACAAGGGGACGACUUCACAAGAGAGGUUGAACAUUUUGAUAAGGUUGUUCAGAAAGUAUCGUUGUACUGUAGGACAGUGAGCGCUCCUGUACAGGGCAUCGCUCCGAACUUGACUUUCCCAAAGUCUUCUUGGGAUGACGGAUUCACCGUUGAUCCCUUCUUCUGCACCAAGCUUAAGAUGCUUUGGCAAGACUGGGAGUACGUCUUGAAGAAAACGCACAAGCUGCCGAGCAACGUCUCACAAUCCGUCAAGAACACUAUUUCUUACCACCCUGUAUCAACUCUUACAACAAGAGACCUUUUAAAAAUCUUCCAAAUCACCGCAGGUCCUGAACUCAAGAUAGCAGGGCAAACUAAAGCAGGGUCUUAUGUGAAGAGUAGACCCAUGAUUGUGUACAGGAAACCUGUAAAGCGUUAUAUACCUAAAGGGAUACAGGACGCCAAUGUGGUGUAUCAAGUAAAGCCGGGUUUCAACCCAAAGUUUCAUCAUGAAACAAGGUGGAACAACCAGUAUAUCGUUGUCCACAGGGACAGACCUAUUAACCAGAGCCAAGGUACCCCGAAGGAAAACAGGGUUUGAUAAACUACACAUAGCUAAUAAGUCACAAAAUGUGAUUCAGUGGAUAGCAGUGUAAUAAUGUAUCUCUGUUCUAGUAGAUCUUAGGACUCAGGUUUGGUAUUAGACAAUUGUAAAAUGUGUCCAAGACACAACGUAAACACGAAAUUUCUCUAAUUAUUAAAGAGCUUUUUGACAAAACACCAUCAUUGUAACUGCUGCCAUGUUGGUGUUUCUAUUUGCUGAAACGCACCUCAAAUGUUUCAAACAUUUAAACUAAAUUAAAGAUCUGCUGUCCCGCUGAAAUAUACUGGCAAAAAAACAACAUACAGAUACCAGAAGAAUUCUCAUAGAUUUGCCAAUAAAACACAGAAAGGCUAUGUACAAGUUUGGAACAAUUGAAAUGCAAAUAAGGACAGCAGUAUUGCAGUCAGUACCUGUCUGCUUUGUUGAGAUGGAAAGUGAGUAAAAAA
Messenger RNA from Branchiostoma belcheri (Belcher's lancelet), 2268 nucleotides. RefSeq lists its product as uncharacterized. Lineage: Eukaryota; Metazoa; Chordata; Leptocardii; Amphioxiformes; Branchiostomatidae. Gene Ontology annotation, cellular component: membrane. The record is from RefSeq and is a predicted model, not a curated record. Gene Ontology annotation, molecular function: galactosylceramide sulfotransferase activity. Bases 200 to 1819 code for a protein of 539 amino acids. Gene Ontology annotation, biological process: glycolipid biosynthetic process. The transcript has 3 exons.